This is a messenger RNA of Dreissena polymorpha, 3803 nucleotides long. RefSeq lists its product as uncharacterized. The transcript is spliced from 2 exons. The record is from RefSeq and is a predicted model, not a curated record. Bases 285 to 1280 code for a protein of 331 amino acids. NCBI's taxonomy places the organism in Eukaryota, Metazoa, Mollusca, Bivalvia, Myida, Dreissenidae.
AGAACACGGUUAUAAGAUUCCAUUUUAUUCUUUACCCGAAAGCGUAUUGCUUAAAAACAAUAAAUCAGCUCGUGAUAACAGGGAGUUUGUAAGGAAAGCAAAUACAGAUUUGUUAGAUCGGGAUUUGGUAGAAAAAAAAAACAGAUGCCCCUCCUCGUGUUGUUAAUCCACUUUCUGUAUCCAUUCAAAGUAAUGGUAAAAAGCGUCUCAUUUUGGAUCUGAGAUGGGUAAAUAAACACGUAUGGAAACAAUCGGUUAAAUAUGAGGUUUUGAGAUUAGGUUUGAUGUUUGUUAAAGAAGGGGGAUUUAUGAUAAAGUUUGAUAUACAUUCUGCUUACCAUUUUGUGGAUAUAUAUCCUGAACAUACAACUUACCUUGGGUUUUCGUUUGAAGAUGAUCAUGGUGUAGUUAGUUACUUUAGGUUCAAGGUUCUUGCAUUCGGGUUGGGUGUAGCACCUUAUUUUUUCACUAAGCUUACAAGGCCACUUAUAGCAAAGUGGAGGGGCGAAGGUAAACGAGUUAUUAUGUUCUUGGAUGAUGGUUUUGGUACACAUGAUAAUUAUGAGGAGACGAAAAAGCUUGCGUCUGAUAAAAAGCAAGAUUUGCUUCUCUCUGGGUUUAUCCCUAAUGUAGAUAAAUGUAUCUGGGAACCAGUACAGGAAAUGGAGUGGCUGGGUGUUAAUAUUAAUAUGAGAGAGUUUUCAAUAAGAAUUCCUGAAAGAAGAAUUAGCAAGGCUAUGAAUACCAUCAAUAGUUUAUUGGGCUCUGUAUAUUUGCCAGUAAGAAAGGUAGCUAGUUUUAUUGGUCAAAUUAUUUCUAUGAGUAUUGUAAUUGGCCCUGUAGCUCAAAUAAUGACUAGAUAUUUGAGUAUCGAUGUUGCGAAAGAGUGCACGUGGAAUGCGUACGUUAAGUUGUCAAUCGAUAGUGUAGAGCAAUUGGCAUUUUGGAGAGAAACGCUCAAUUUGCUUAACAAAAGAUUGCUUGUUGCUACUGGCGCGUGUUCAAAAGUAGUAUACAGUGAUGCAUCUGCUGUGUCUUAUGCCGGAUAUGAGGUAGGGACGGUGAAUGGUGUGGCGCAUGGGUCAUGGUCGUCAGAGGAGACUAAAAUGUCUUCUACUUGGCGGGAACUUUGUGGAGUUUAUAGAGUUUUAAAGUCAUUAAUUGAUGUGCUUGCAAGUCACCGCGUUAAAUGGUUUACAGACAAUCAGGGAGUUUGUAGUGUUAUUAAAAAAGGUUCUAUGAAAAAGGAUCUACAAGAUUUAGCUAUCAAAAUAUUCUAAUUAACAGCGAAAAAUUCAAUUCAUUUAGAAGUUGAAUGGAUUCCGAGAGAACAAAACGGUUUGGCAGAUUAUUUAUCUAAGAUUGUAGAGACGGAUGACUGGGGAAUUGGUUUAAAUGUAUUUGAAAUGUUGCAAAGUAAAUGGGGCCAUUUAGAUGUAGAUGUUUUUGCGUCAGAACAUAAUGCUAAAGUUUUAACAUUCUUUAGUAGAUUUUGGUGCCCUAAAUCUGCAGGUAUCGAUGCAUUUACAUUUGACUGGAGUAUGUGUUUUGGGUUGUACGUUCCUCCUGUUACUCUCAUUCCCAGAGUUUUGAGUAAAAUGGCGUAUUGUAAAGCGAAAGGCGUUUCGGUUGCGCCAGAGUGGAAAUCGGCUAGUUUUUGGCCACUUAUAUGUGAUAAUUCUGGCGACUUUAGUGCAUUUGUUAAAGAUUUUAUCUUUUUGCCUACAAAUAAAGAUUCAUAUACACCAUGCAGAAAUGGUGUUGGAAUAUUUGGUACAGAAAACCUGCGGGUCAGAAUGAUUGCUUUUUUCGUCGAGUUUUAAAGGCUCUACUCGUCAUGUGUAAUUUACCAUAUCAUGAAUAAGGUGUUUCCCUAUAUAACUAAUUCUGUUUUUGCCCUAAAUUCAAAAGAGGGAGCACGAGGUUUUCGGGAGCACGAGGUUUUCGUGCAUGGUUAAUGAGUAUGCGCUGAGGUGUACAGCGGUUAUGGCGCUUGCCAUUUUACAGUGACCUGUAACACACAAGGUGUGGGAACGUGAGUGUAAGCACGAUACGAGGUGUCGGUAUCGGCUGUAGUGGUUGUAAUAGAAAUUAGAAUGUAUUUGUCUGUUUUUUAAAUGUGUGUGUUUAUGUUGAAUUUUGUAUUAACACGAAGUUGUCGGUUUACAUAUGUUGUUAAUUUUACUCGUGAAUGAGUAUGCGCUGAUGUGUUCAGCGGUUAAGGCGCUUGUCUUAAUUGAAGCCACAGUGGCUUGUUACACACCAGGUGUGGGAACGUGCGUUUAAGCACGGUGCGACGUGCCGGUAUCGGUUGUCGUGGUUGUAUUAUAAAUUAAUGCAUUUGUCUGUUGUUGUUGUUUUAAUGAGUGUGUUAGUGUUAAAGUUUUUAUAAACACGAAUUUGUGUGUUUAAAUAUGUUGUUAAUUUUACUCGUGAAUGAGUAUGCGCUGAUGGUCCAGCGGCUAAGGCGCUUGUCUUAAUAGAAGCCACAGUGGCUUGUUACACACCAGGUGUGGGAAUGUGCGUUUAAGCCGGUAUCGGCUGUCGGGUAAUUAAUAUACAUUGGGAUGUAUUAGUUUGUUUUGAACUUUUUAUUAACAUACAUUUGUGUGUUUACAUCUGUUUUUUCAGAGACAUGCAGAUGACAUAAACGCGCUGCCUGACGUCUUGGUGAGGGGAGUGUCCUUGCUGCCGGAGUUACUCAAAGAAUCAAGAGCUAUGAACACAUCAGAGGCAUACAGAAGGGGGUUUAAAAGGUGGUGUGAUUGGGCUUUGAGUAAUAACUUAACCAGUGAGGAUACUUUUCCCGCCAAGGCGUUUCAUGUGGCUUUAUAUAUGACAUCUUUAAUUCAAACUGCUCAGUCACCAAGUCCUAUUGUGAAUGCUUUUUAUAGUAUAAAGUGGUAUCAUGACUUGUUGGACUUACAAUCACCAACCGAUACUAAUUUAGUUAAAAAUGUGUUAGAGGCUGCUAAAAGGAGACUAAGCAAACAUUCGAAUAGAAAAGAACCAAUUUCUGUAUCUGUACUUGAACAAGUUUUUCACUGUUUGUAUAAAGAAAAUAAUGUGUUUAAUCAAAGGACAAUUUGUGCACUGUUACUUUCCUAUGAUGCAUUUUUAAGAAGUAGUGAGUUGUUGAAUUUAAAGAGAUGUGAUAUUAUUAUUUACCCAAUGUAUAUGAGUAUUUUUAUUCAGUCAUCCAAGAACGACAAGUAUCGGGAUGGAGCAUGGGUGCCUUUAGCUAGAACUGGUACUGUUUUAUGCCCAGUAGUUAAUCUUGAAAGAUAUUUUGUGUGGGCUAAGAUACCAAGUGAUUCAGAAUGUUUUGUCUUCUCUCAACUGUCAAAAAACAAAAGAAGGUUUUAAACUAAGGCAAUGUGAUAAAAAUUUAUCAUACAGCUAUUUAAGAAAACUUUUAAUUGAUGCUAUCAAACCUUUUGUAAGUGAUAUAAAAUGUUAUGGUUUACAUUCAUUGAGAUCGGGUGGAGCCACAGCGGCAGCUAACAUGGGUAUUCCUGACCGUUUGUUUAAGCGUCACGGACGAUGGUCCAGUGAGUCCGCGAAGGAUGGUUAUGUUAAGGAUUCGAUAGAUGACAGGCUAAGGGUGUCUAAGUGUUUAGGUUUGUAAUUGUUAUAAUUAUGUAAAUAUUAAGAACAAUUGUUAUAAUAUUUAUUUGUUGACAAUUAUGUUACUUUUAGUAGCCCGUUCUUUUAAUUCAGCCGGUAUGCGAGUCCCUGCGGCUAGUACCAAAAAAACAAAAGUUUUUGUUUGUUUGCUAUAUAGGCAAAGGAGGGAUGUAAGG